AUGCGUCUGUCAACUCAGGCUCCCGGAUUGAUCCUCCUUGCCGUCGCUUGGACCGCGCACUCCGGAUCCGUGGUCGCUCCCGUAACCUUCGGAUACGCGCCACCUGCGGCCGUUGGCUACGCCGCACCAGCCGCCCGCGUCAGCUACGCUGCCCCAGCCACCGCGGUUGGAUACGCCAGACCAGUAGCCCCAGGGUCUCCAAAGCCAGCUUUUGGCUACGCCGGACCCGCGGCCGUUGGUUACGCUAAACCAGCAGCCGCUCUUGGCUACGUCCCUGCAGGUUUCCCAAAGCCGGUAGCUGCUUUUGGCUACGCCGGGCCCGCGGCCGUCGGUUACGCCAAACCGGUAGCCGCUGUUAGCUACGCCGCACCCGCGGCCGGUUACGCCGUGGCUCCAGCACCGGCGCGCUACGGCCCGGCCCCCGUAGCGUACGCCGCUCCGGCCGCUGUCUCAACAACGUACUCGACGAAGACUGUGCACGGUGCUCCCGUAGCGUACGGCGCUCCGGCCAGAGUGGUGGCUGCUGCUCCGGCUGUUGCUCCAGUUGCCUUUGGUCCGCCCGUUGCCAAGGUGUACGCCGGUCCUGUGGCGACCCCCCUGGUAUACGGAGCUCCCGUUGCAACGGCCGCCAAGGUGGUGGCUGCCCCCGCAGCCGUUCACUACGGCGUCCCUCCGCCGCCCGGAUACGCGGGGCACCCUGGAAAGUACUACGGAUGAAAAGAUCAUGAGCAACUUACCAAGUCAACCAGAUUCCUGAUGUACACAUCUGUCACGCCGAAAGAAAAAGGUCACGCGGUCACAAGAAAAAAAAAAAAAAAAUAAAAAAAAGAAGAAAAUGCUCAGGGUCCACCGCCGAAGGCACUCCCAAAUCCCAACGAACAAACCGCCUCUUUGGAGUGACGCUGCGACGAGACAGCGGACGUUUGAUGACGUCGUUGGCGCAAUAAAUCUUCGUUCAGGA
Messenger RNA from Ixodes scapularis (black-legged tick), 961 nucleotides. RefSeq names its product cuticle protein 16.5. The coding region runs from base 1 to 717 and encodes 238 amino acids. NCBI's taxonomy places the organism in Eukaryota, Metazoa, Arthropoda, Arachnida, Ixodida, Ixodidae. The record is from RefSeq and is a predicted model, not a curated record. The transcript has 4 exons.